CAUCCUCGAUCUCGAUCAGCAUCACCAAAUACGGAAACUAGAUCAUUUAUCAGAGAGGCUGCCGAUGAAAACGACUUUGAAGCUCUCAAGGAAGGUCUUAGUUUUGCUCUUGGUGAUUCGGGAGGUGUAGGAAACUGGCUUCCUGUAGGUUCCGAUUCUAGAUCAGAAAGGUCAGCUUCUCCCUCUAAUGAAAGACAUAGUCAUGAAAUUACUUCCGUUCCUUCUCAAGACAUUCAUCAAGCAGCAUCUGAGUACGGCAAUUAUACGGAUAACAUACCAUUGGAGAACUUGGCACCCUAUUCUGUGCGUACCAAUAGCAACGUUUCACGUGCUACUUCUAAAAGUCUACGUGACGAGAGCCUUAUGGUACCUAUAAUUACACCCACUCGUUCUAACCCAGUCCCAAAUCUUGUUGUCAACGUAAGUCCAGACAAGCUCGAGUCAGGAGAUUAUUUGACUGUGCAACAACUGCAUGUACGAGAUGGUACUGCUUCUCCCACAAAGCUCAGUAGUGUUAUUGCCAGAAUAUCUAACCGAAUAGCUGGAACAGGAGCACAAAGUGCUUCUUCCAAUGCACUGAAAGAUGAUCUAUCAAAGACCAAUCGCCUCAGUGUCAAUGAAAGCGCAUCCGACUACCCUCUAGAGACUCCCAUAUCAAAUAAACUGUUUUUUCAUCACGACAACCUUUCUCGAGUCAGCAACAGAGUCAAUGUUGAAACACCUCGUAUGGCACAUUCUCAUCAUUUUACUGUAGAUGAUGAAGAUGCAACGGAAGAUCUCAACAAGACCUUUGUUUCUGAUGGGUUAGGACUAUAUCUACUGGAAGGACAGCAAAAGGAAGAACUUGACAUAACCAAUAUCAAUCCUCAAACUCCAGGUCUCAUUCAUCAAUGGAGACCACCACAUGAAGCAGCCACACCGUUAAUGCCACAAGGUGACACUGAAGGUAAAAGAUAUUCUUCUAGAAAUUCAUUUAAGGAUGUCAAAUCCAUGUAUUUGUUUGGAAACUCACUUUUGUUUUUUGGACCUGAUUCAAAAACAAGGCGCUAUUGCCAUGGAGUUCUCUCUCAUUACACAACGAAUGUUGUUCUUUUGAUACUGUUGUUGCUACAAGUCGUGUUGUUGGCAUAUAGACAAUGGAACCCCAUCAAGUUGAAUGGAUAUUUUUAUACUGGUUACAAUUGGGCUGACUACGCUUUGAUUGCCAUUAACAUUGUCUACACGUUGGAAGUAGUGGGAAAGGUCAUUGCAUAUGGGUUUGCUGACGAUCAUAUAAUGUUCCAAGAAUUGGGGUUGCGAUACCCGGAAAAUGACCUCAAGGCGAUGUAUUUCAAUUUGACAUAUAUUAAAAGAAUAUUGUCGUGGAUGGGAAUCACAAAGUUAAUCAAAAGAGAAGAUAAGUCUGUUCCAUUACAAAAACCACCUCGCGAGAACAAAGUCAAGUUUAGAGAUGACGACAAUGGAAGUUCAAGUGAUGAUCCUGAUAUCAAAGAAAUAGAUAUCGGUGGACCGAUCAAAACCAACACUGAGGACCACUCGAAUAUAAAUCAUUUAAAGAACAAGUACAAGGAACUUAAUCUGCAUCAUGAAAAUGAUGUCAGAACCUCAGAGAGUGACGAUGAGGACAUUGGACUUAUGGAUGCUAUUGUCUUACCAUCUCAAACUCUUGAAGCUCGCAACACAUUAUUGUUAAGAAAGUCCCAAUCAAUAGAUAAGCUUAACUUGAAGAGAGCCUAUAUUAGAAACAGUUGGCACAGAAUUGACUUCUUGUCCAUGAUCUGCUUCUGGAUAGCAACACUACUUUCAAUCAAUCAUUAUGAUGCUAAACAUCAGAUUAUGAUUUUCAGAGCAUUGAGCUGUCUUCGUAUCUUGAGACUUAUCAAUUUGACAACCGGUACUACUACCAUUCUAAAAGCCUGUAAGAUUGCAAUUCCUCAGUUGAUCGACGUUGCGAUCUUUAUUGCUUGCUUCUGGCUAUUUUUUGGAAUCAUAGGCGUGCAAUCUUUCAAGUCAUCUUUAACAAGACAAUGUGUGUGGACCAAUCCAGAUGACCCAACCGAAACAUACAUUCAAACUGAACAGUUCUGUGGUUCAUGGCUCUCAUUAGAUGGUAAAGCACAACCUUACAUUGAACGAGAUGGACUGCUCUCCCCAGAAAUAAAGGGUUAUAGAUGUCCUGUUAACUCAAGAUGCAUUAGUGGUGAUAAUCCUUACAAUGGUACAGUAAGUUUUGACAACAUCUUUCAAUCGCUUGAGAUGGUCUUCGUUGUUAUUAGUGCCAAUACGUUCACAGAUAUAAUGUACUACACUAUGGAUUCCGACAAUAUGGCAGCUUGUUUGUUUUUCAUUGCAACGAUUUUCAUAAUGACAGUGUGGUUAACAAACGUUUUCAUUGCCGUUAUUGUUGCAUCAUUUAACAUUACCAGAAUGGAGGUUGCUGAAGAGAAGAAGAAAUCGAAGGAUGGCAAGAAGUCCCUCUUUUCGAACAACGAAAAAGAAGCCCUUUACAAAGAGAAACUCCAAAAUCUCAAAAAUCAAAAUGUUUUCUUGAAGUAUUACUACCAGUUCGAAUUUGUAUUCGUUAUACUAAUCAUCGUUGACCUCUUUGUGCAUUGUUUCAGAGAGUAUGGGAUGACUGAUAGAAGACGUCAUACCUUGUAUAGAUUUGAAGCUGCCUUUACUAUUGUUUUCAUGAGUGAAGUGGCACUCAGAUUUUGUUUUCAUUUCCCUAACUGGAGACUAUUCUUUGCGUCUAAGCGGAAUUGUUUUGAUCUAUUAUUGGGUGUAGUAACUUGUGUUAUCAUCCUGGACCCAGUGAAGAACAAAUUAGGACACACAUACUAUUGGCUAACUGUAUUUCAACUCAUGAGAUUUUAUAGAGUGGUUUUGGCAACACGUUUCACGAGAGACCUUUGGCUUAAGAUCAUGGGAAAUGCAAAAGCGUUGUUUGAUUUGACAUUGUUCUUCUUCAUUUUACUUUUCUUGGUUUCAAUAAUUUUGGCCAGAUACUUUGAAGGUGGCAUUCCACCUGAUUCUAUUGAUGAUGUUGACUUUCCAAUGCACACUUUGCCAAAUGCAUUUAUUUCUCUUUACAUUAUCACUUCAACCGAGAACUGGACGGAUAUAUUAUAUUCUCUUCAAGAACACGCCACAACUACUUCGUACAGAGCAUUCGGUGCCAUUUUCUUGAUUGCGUGGUUUAUUUUGUCGAACAUGAUCAUAUUGAAUAUUUUCAUUGCUGUCAUCGCAAAAACCUUGGAAGUUUCAGAGGAAGGCAAAAGAAGAAAACAAUUGCUUCAAUUUAUUGACAACAUGACAGAUCGUCUUCAGAAUAUGGAAACUGACACUGGGUUGCUUACUAAGUUAAAAGAAAAAGUUUUCAAAACUAGAGGCAUGAGAGAUGAAUUGCAAACGGCUGUUGUAAACUUAUUACUAACAGGGACUGCUGUUAAUGAUUUCGUAGAUUCAGAAGAUGGGCAAAUCUCAGACAAUGAAGAAAUUAUGGAAGUCCCCAAUUCCAAAUGGAAACGUUGGGUGAAGACGAGAUCUAAAGGAGGAAGUAACUUGUUGAUGAAUCCUUUUUUUGGGAGAGGCAGAGAAAAGCCAAAGUUUGCAAUUGAUAAUUUUGAUCCCGCCAGGUUUGCAAAGAGUAUUAUGACCGAAAGAAACUUAUUGAUACAUAAUCAGAACAAGUUCUUGAUAGAAAACCCACGGUUCAACUAUGUAUUCUAUGUAAUGGGUCCCCGCCACAGAUUGAGAAGAUUCUGCCAACGUAUGGUAAAGCCAAGUCAUGGGCAAAGAAUCGAUGGGGAAGAACCUUAUGGCCCAGUAUCUGAAACUAUUGUAGUGAUCAUGUUUUUGGCUACUAUUGCGUUAGUUGUUACAGCGUGUUACUUGACCCCUCUCUAUAGAAGAAGGAUGGUAACCUUGCACGGACUUUACAAUUGGAUCUUUUGGCUCGAGGUAGCAUUUAAUGUGUUGUUCACCUCUGAGUUUCUCAUCAAGAUCUUUGCAGAUGGUUUGAUUUUCACUCCUAAUGGAUACAUGAGAUCGUCUUGGAACAUGAUUGAUUUGAGCGUUUUGUUAUCUUUGUGGAUUGAAUUCUUUGCUUUCAUCAGAAACGAUGGUAACCUUUCGAGAAUUGUGAGAGGCAUGAAAGCCAUGAGAGCUUUGAGACUCUUGACCAUAAGUGAGACUGCCAAAGCAAACUUCCAUAAUACUCUUAUUUCAGGGUUUUGGAAGAUCAUUAAUGCUGCAUUGAUUUCUCUCUGUUUACUUUUUCCGUUUUCUAUUUGGGGAUUGAACAUCUUUGCUGGCCGUUUAGGGUACUGCCUCGAUGGUACCUCAAAUAUGCUGUCGUGUUUCAACGAAUACUCAAACACAGUGUUUGAUUGGGAUAUCCUUAGUCCAAAUGUCUAUACAAAUCCACAACUUGAAUUCAAUAGGUUUGGUACUGCAUUCCUGACAUUAUUCGAAAUAGUUUCGUUAGAAGGUUGGGUAGACUUACUCCAGAAUGUGAUGGCCAGUACAGGAGUGGGAACACCCCCAGAAAAGAACGCUACUCCAAUCAAUGGAGUUUUCAUUAUUCUCUUCAAUUUCACGAGUAUCAUCUUCAUUUUGACUUUGUUCGUCUCCGUCAUUAUCAGCAACUAUUCGAAGACCACUGGCAGAGCCUAUUUGACUCAUGAUCAGAUUGCUUGGUAUCAGGUAAAAAAGAUUUUGCUGCAAGUGAAACCAUCCAGAAGAAAAGAUGCCGCACAAUUGUCCUUGUUUAGAAAGUUCUGUUACAAGAUGACCGUAGAAAAGAAUCGCUACUGGAACAUUAUACUAACAAGCGUUUUAUUUUUACAUGUUCUUGCUUUGUUACUUGAAUGUUUCCCAUCUUAUUACACGUUGAACAAUUUCAGAUUUGCCAUUUACACUAUUACAGCGACGUUGUUCACUAUCAAUAUAGUCAUGAAGCUAAUUGCACAAGGUAGGUCCUUUAUUCGGUUCAAGUGGAACAUUUUCAAUAUGGUCGUCUCAAUUGGUGCUUUCAUUACCUCUUUGAUUGGUAUGAAUAUAGACCAGGACAGUGUCUUCAUCAACAUUAACAAGUUAUUCUUGGUGGGUAUGUUGUUCUUCAUUAUUCCUAGAAGUAACAGAUUGAGUCAAUUGUUGAGAUUUGCGUCUGCCAGUUUGCCAGCAUUAUUGUCGUUAUCCUUUACAUGGAUAGUUAUGUUUUUGGUGUUUGCAAUUGCAUUGAACCAAAUCUUUGGUCUAACAAAGAUUGGUCCUAAUGGAAAUGGAAAUUUGAACUUCAGAUCCGUUCCAAAGGCAAUGAUUGUUUUGUUCAGAUGUUGUUUUGGAGAGGGCUGGAACUAUAUCAUGGAAGACUACACAUUGUCUCUGCCUUUCUGUACCACUGCCAACAGUUUGGAUGAUAGUGACUGUGGAAAUAAGCAAUAUGCAUAUAUCCUUUUCAUGGCGUGGAACAUCCUUUCAAUGUAUAUCUUCUUGAAUAUGUUCGUUUCGUUAAUUUUGGAUUCGUUCAGUUAUAUCAACCAUCGUUCGCACUACAGUAAUUUGAUCAAAAGAGACGAGAUUAGAAAGUUCAAGAAGUCGUGGCAGAAAUUCGACCCAGAAGGUACCGGUUAUAUAAAACCAUUUCUUUUGCCGAAGUUGUUGCAUUCUCUUGAUGGUGCCCUUGCAUUUCAUUUCUAUUCCGGCGUCUUAGAGAUUCCAAUAUUGUGCAACCAGUGGUUCACAAGAAACAACAUCAAUGAUCCAUACGAUAUCACCGUUCAUUACGAUGCUAUUGACCAGACAUUAGACUGCAUGGAUAUCCCCAAGAUCAGGGAAAGACGGAAGGCGUAUGAGCGUUUUAUUGAAGAGGCAUUGUUGAACAUGGAACUUAACAAUGACCCUGGCAUUUCCUUCUCGCGGUUGAUUUUGCAAUUACCAUUAUACACAUCGUUUCAAGCUGGUCAGUGUCUUAAUUUGAUUGACUUCUUAGAAAGAAGAUUGUUAGUACAAAAAAUUGAAAAGAGAUUACACAGAAAGAGAGUCUAUGAAACUAUUGCUGCUUAUGCUUGUCGUUGGAAGUAUCAAAAGAAUCAAAGACGUGGAGUUAGAGAUACAGACAUCGCUUUUGACAAGGAGUUACAGAGAAACAGUUACUUGUCUAAUGCAGAAUAUAGUGCCCAUUGGAAGUCGUUGUAUUCAGAUGAUGAGUUUUCUCUUGAUGAAGCUAAGGUGCACAUCCGUGACUUUUCCGACACGAACCAGUUCUUGAAGCCCACUACAGAAAAUGAAGGAGCAGCUAGUGGAGUCUAUGUUCCGAUCUCGAAUAGUAAUCAAACUAGAAAUAGGAGCAGAAGUCCUCUGCGUUCGGUUCAUAGUGAUUCUGAUAGACCAAGAUUAUUUGUCCAUAUACCUAAGGAUACAUCGUCAAGCUUAAAUGAGUCUACGGGAUCUGAGAGAAUACAGAUUUCUCCAUUUUUAAGGGAAUCAGAUGGCGACCAGAAUCUUUCUGUGAUGGAAUUCUCAGAUAUUGGAGAAGCACUAGAAGAGUCAUCCUGGGGAGAAGCUUUACAUCAAGUAUCAAGCAAUGAAAGACGCGGACAUAAUCUUGAAGAUUAG
Scheffersomyces stipitis CBS 6054 is the source of this 6621-nucleotide messenger RNA. RefSeq names its product Cch1p (gene CCH1). The record is from RefSeq and is a predicted model, not a curated record. Lineage: Eukaryota; Fungi; Ascomycota; Pichiomycetes; Serinales; Debaryomycetaceae. Gene Ontology annotation, cellular component: voltage-gated calcium channel complex; membrane. Gene Ontology annotation, biological process: calcium ion import across plasma membrane. The transcript has 3 exons. Gene Ontology annotation, molecular function: high voltage-gated calcium channel activity. The annotation marks the transcript as partial.